This is a messenger RNA of Panicum virgatum (switchgrass), 883 nucleotides long. RefSeq lists its product as uncharacterized. Lineage: Eukaryota; Viridiplantae; Streptophyta; Magnoliopsida; Poales; Poaceae. Bases 5 to 574 code for a protein of 189 amino acids. The record is from RefSeq and is a predicted model, not a curated record. The transcript has a single exon.
AGAGAUGGCGAAGGAGGCAUGGAAGGUGCUCGUCCGGCAGCGGGUGAAGGAGGCGGCCGGCCGCUGCGCCCGCGCCCACGGGCCGAUCGCCGAGGUGCUCGGCAACCUCGGGAUGCCGGAUCUCGUGGCCGACGUGCCGGCCUGGCUCGCCUGGGUGCCGCGCGCGGAGGUCGCGCUCGCGGACGCGUCCCGCGGCCUCGCCGUCGCCGCGUCCCUCAUGGCGGCGGCCAGGUUCAUCGCGGCACGCGGAGCAGCGGCCAGCCCGGCGCCUGCGGCGGCCCCUCCGCGUUCCAUUGUCGGCGGCGGCCCCGGGCUCUCCGGCGACGACGAGCUCCAGCGCUCCGGCCUCAGCGGGCUCCAGGACGCCAGGGCUUGGGCCGAGAAGGCGUGCGGCUCCGUGGAGGUGUCCCGGGCCCACCUGUCUACGAUCAGGCUCCUGCUUGACCACCCGCAUCUCCCCGGCAUCCACGACGGCCUCCACAUCUUGAGCGACUCCGUCCGCCAGGAGCUCGACGCCGCGCAGAAGCAUGAGCAGGACACCAUUUCGCUUGCCCACGGCGUGUGUCUACUUUAGACGGCGACAGCAUCCAGUCAUCCACAGAUCAAGGUCCAUUGAUUCUGAUUUCGCUUGAUGGCUUGCUUUUGCCAUACGCCUACCUAGGCCAUCGUAUGCGUUCUAUCUUGCUUUGUUCCUGCUGAAUUCAUCCCAUUCCUCGUCUCCUAAAGAGCAGAUAACUUGUGCUGUUUUUUUUUUUUUUUUGAAAGCAGACUUGUGUUGUUUUGAUGAUUGAUUCUUAGUGGAUAUUUUUGCAAAUUGUUCAGAUCAGAUUAAGUACUAGUGGAAAUUGUGCAAGCCUUUAUGGCUACUGUUGGUUUCUCACCA